AUGUCGUCUCGCCGCCAGUCUGUGGAGUCAGUGCUGUCCAACGCCUCGUACAACCACGUGAAGGUACCUCAAUGGACCAACGAUGUGAUUGAGCUGACCAUGAAGCGGCUCAAGGAGCUGAACCAGCCAUUCAAGUACAUUGUGACGUGUGCGAUAAUGCAGAAGAAUGGCGCUGGGCUGCACAUGGCGACGUCAACGUUCUGGGAUAACUCUUCCGACGGGAGCGCAACGCUCAAGUGGGACAGUAAGACAAUGUACUGCAUGACCACCGUCUUUGGCCUCUCGAUCUGA
Molecule: messenger RNA, 291 nt
Organism: Emiliania huxleyi CCMP1516
Lineage: Eukaryota; Haptophyta; Isochrysidales; Noelaerhabdaceae
Exons: 3
Coding region: 1-291 (96 amino acids)
Biological process (GO): microtubule-based movement
Cellular component (GO): cytoplasm; cytoplasmic dynein complex
Molecular function (GO): dynein intermediate chain binding
Source: RefSeq, a predicted model, not a curated record